Molecule: messenger RNA, 960 nt
Organism: Paramisgurnus dabryanus
Lineage: Eukaryota; Metazoa; Chordata; Actinopteri; Cypriniformes; Cobitidae
Source: RefSeq, a predicted model, not a curated record
AUGCACAAAUCUCGGCCUGAGCCUGUGCCCACGGCUGCACCUCUGCCAGUCCCGCCGACGGCCGGCCCUCUGCCGGUCGCACCCGAGGCUGGCAGACGGUCCUCUGCAGGUCGCGCCCGCUCCUCUGGCGGUCCCGCCCCUCAGCCAGACACACAGCUGCCAGUUCCGCCCCCUCAGCCGGUCGUGCCGUUGGCCGGUCCUUUGCCGGUCUCUGGCGGCCCCGCCCCUCUGCCGUUUCUGCUGAGUAUCUUCACACCUGCUCCUCAGCAAGUCCCGCCAUGGACCGCUAAUCAGCAGGUCUUAACGUGGCCCGCUCCUCUGCCGGUUCCACCGUGGGCUGGUCCGGCCACUUCUCUCCUCUGUACUUCAGUAGCUCAACCUCCCUCUCCACAAGUGCAGCCAGCAGCAGCACGUGCGUCCCUCAAACGCCGUGCUGCUGCUAUGUCACAGCCACACACAUUUGAUGAGGGGGAGGUUGCAGCAAAAAAAGCCAGACUGCAAAAGAAGAAAAAAAGAGGAAGAAGACGACGGGCGGCAAAGUCUAAAGCUCAACCUUCCUCUACACAAGUGCAGGCAGCACCAGCAUGUGCGCCCCACAAGCGCCAUGCUGAUGCUAUGUCACAGGAGAUACAGACUAGAAAAAGGGCGAGAACUACGCCUCCAGCUCAACCUUCCUCUCCACAAGUGCAGCCAGCACCAGGGCCUUCAUCUGUUCUUUCAGAGCAAAAAAGAAUAAAGAGACAGAAGAGAAGGCAAAGGCAAAGGAGAAAUCGGGCUAUUAAACGUGCAUUUCAAGCCGCCCAGAGAAGUGCUCCUACUCCCCAGGCUUCGUCUAACGCUGCGGUGUCACAGGUAAAAAUUUACCAGAGCCCUGAAUAUAACAAGUGUCAACCUUCAAUAAGCAGUGCUAUAGACAGCCUGGAGAGAAAGCUGUUUGUUUUGUCGGUUCAAAAAAAAUGA